AUGACAAUGGAAGAUCGCACGAGUGGCAUCGACCGCGCCGCCCCCGCGACCUCGACACCGGCCACGACGGCACUGACGUCGGCGUGCCCCGCGUCCAUCAGCGAUGUCACGCCCGAUGCUUCGUAUCCCCUUCAACGCGCCAGCAAGCGCUCCUUCGACGUCGCCUUCCUGAUGGCGCCCGACGAGAAUCUGGUGCGUCGUCAGAGCGAAAAGUUGCGAUUGAUAUCUAGCCGAAAGGACCGUCUGCGAGAUGACAUUCCUGCGGACAACGUUCUAGAUACCGAUAGACUACCGCAGAAUCUUACCAUCAAACAUUACGACAACGAUUCCGGCGGCUUGGACCGAAGAAGAUUGUUGCAAUGCACGGAGAACUCGUUGAGUCCGCCCUACGUGUCUCCGAGGACUUUGACGCCAACUUUGCCAGGAUUGUCUCCGGACUCCGAUGGAAGAAGAUACGCGCCGGUCGGCGGUCGGCUUCAGAAGACUCCGAGUCCGCCUGCGUUUGUCGGUCAUCAAUCCAUGCUGACCGGCUGUCCGGAGUCGACGGAUCCGUCGAUUUUGGCCUGCGCGAAGGUUUACGAGACGGGUAUCACUUGCGCGGAUCGUCAUGGCGAAUCUCGCAGCGCCUUCACGAAGGUCAACCUGGCGGCGCAGCGGAACGGUUUCAACGACGACAGCCAGGCGUCACCUAGAUCGUCGAUAUCGCCGGACGAUCGCGCGAGUUAUCAGAGCAGCGUUAGCCCGCCGGUGGUGCCGUUGCCCGGCGCAACGAGCUACAAGUACGCGUCGUUUCCCACGAAGAUGACGUAUCCGUUCCUGACUGUAGGAGCGGAGACCGGUCAAACAGGACUGCUGGAGAACCUGAAGAUCCCACAAAUCGCCCAGCCGCCCAAAGUGCCGAGCCCGAAGGUGGCCACUUUCCGACCGGAUCUCCCGCCGGUUUAUCCCAACCUCUCCUACAAUCCUAUUUCCGUGUUCCCGCCGAUGGCGGACGCUCUCGCCAGGCCGAGAUUCCUGGCCACGGCGGCCGGGGUGGCCGGCCUCCUGCCGCCGUCGUUCGCCGCCCUAACUCUACCGGCGCAAAACGUCUGCGCCAAGUGCAAUCUGUCGUUCCGAAUGACCUCCGAUCUGGUUUAUCACAUGCGCUCUCAUCACAAAAACGAGAGCCUGGGCGAGGCGGCGAGGAGGAGGAGAGAAGAGAAGCUCAGGUGUCCCGUUUGCGACGAGAGCUUUCGCGAGAGGCAUCACCUCACCAGACACAUGACCGCUCAUCAGGACAAGGAGAGCGACGGUAUCGUCGAUCAGGUCGAGGUCAAGAGGAGGGCUACUCCCGUUCACAGUAAGUGACGACGAAAACUGCCGACCGAGGAUAUUCUGACGGCUGGCUAUUCCUUUGAGAAUUGA
This is a messenger RNA of Linepithema humile (Argentine ant), 1404 nucleotides long. RefSeq lists its product as uncharacterized. Gene Ontology annotation, cellular component: nucleus. Gene Ontology annotation, biological process: regulation of DNA-templated transcription. The record is from RefSeq and is a predicted model, not a curated record. NCBI's taxonomy places the organism in Eukaryota, Metazoa, Arthropoda, Insecta, Hymenoptera, Formicidae.